AUGAUAUCUGAAAAGGUCCACAAGCUUUGUACAGGCACGGAAACUGUCUCUAGCUUGUUGGCAGCAGAUCCAACUCUGGCUCCAGGAGAAGCGUGGAAGAAGCUAUAUGGCGGACACUCAGCGGGAAAGGAUGAAAGCACAUCUACGGCGAAAGCGCAUCGAAACGAUAUCACCUCCGAAGACUUAAAGCGAGCUCUCGAAUGCGGGAACUGGGGACCAACGAAGCCGAGUGAGCUGUUCUUGAGAUUAUACCAUGAUGCGUUGUGCACAUUGGAUAAGAGUGUUUCGGGGUGUAUGGUUAGUCCGCCAUUGAUGGGCAGCUGUGGUACAAUACCUUUGACAAUCAUUUCCGUUCUUCCGGAUAUCAUGAGACAUAUGUCAAAUAUGAUUGUUCGUGCAGACAAAGAGGUGAUACUAGCCACGAAUUACUGGCAGAACUCGGUUGCGUCAAAGUACAUUACCAAUGCGAUGAAAGAACUAUCCAAGCGAGCCGGUGAAAGGGGCGAACGAAUAGUCUUCAAAAUCGAAUAUGAUCGUGGCAGUCCUAAGCAAGUAUUCAACAAUCACAUGGAAAUUAAAGAGGAGGAGUACCUGGGAAAGGCUGUCGCAUUGCCAUCGAAGGCAGAAAUACCGAAUAUCGAUUUACAAGUCAUAAAUUACCAUCGACCAUUGGUUGGGACAUUUCAUUGCAAAUACAUGAUUGUGGACAGGAAGAUUGCGGUUCUCCAAAGUAACAACAUUCAAGAUAACGACAAUCUAGAAAUGAUGACACAUUUGGAAGGCCCGAUCGUCGAUUCAUUAUACGAUAUGGCAUUGAUUUCUUGGAGUAACAAGUUGGAACCACCGUUACCAAGUUACAACUCACCUGCUGUACGUGGUGGCAUCGGAGCUUUUGGCGAAGAAAGCAGUCAAGUCAGGAUAUUCGGACAAGAUCGUGCGAUCGAGAGGCAAGCGCCGAUAAUGGAAUCAGGAAAGCGCCAUAGUCAGGAGGCAAGCGCAUACGACAAUCAAGAAGUUAAGCUACCCGGGAUAGUGUCAAAGGAACCUUCCAGCGCUACGACACCAACGGAUGGCUCCAGUCUUGCAACGGGACCAAGUACUAGCAAAAGUGUCAGUAAGCCAAUUCACGAGGAAGAAAUACCAGAAGAGAACACACACAAUGGUUAUGGAAAUAAAGACACAAGAACUAGCCAUGACCAUCCUCCUUCCGACGUACCGCACUCGGAAUUUGAGACUAAACAUAUGGGAACGACGGAAAGACUUCAAGAGAAUGCUAGAGUAGCUGCUACUACAGGUGAUUUAGAAGAUAUAGCUCAUGAGAAGCCAGAUGAUGGAUCAAACGGACUUGUCACUGGGCUUGUGAAAAAUCGUCUAAAGGAUGGGAAUAAUACUAAACCAAGCACCAAAUCUACAGCAGACUCUAAUGGGAAUGUGGCCUCCGUUUCUGAUGCAGUACAGCAUCAUGGAGCUUAUGGCCCCGACGAGGAAUCUAAACGAUACUUUGGUUCAGGAGAACAGCUGUUACCCGAAUCACAGAUCCAAAAACCUACUUCAAACCCAAAGACACUACCUGAACACACUGUUGAUGACCCUCAUUAUGACAACGAUAUUGCAGGGGAAGUAGCCCGUGUCCAAACAGCAGUAUCACCAAAAGAAGGAGAUACUAGAAUCGCAGCCGUAACCCGUCAUCUCAACCACACCAAGAAUAUAGAUUUCCCAGGAAACGCACCAGAUUGUCCGGAACAUGAAGAGAUGACACCAUAUAUCCCACACCCAGUUCAUGAAGCAUUUCCCAUAGCAAUGGUUUGUCGAGAACCAUAUGGAACACCUAAUCAUGCCUCAGUUUACAAUCCGCAGAAUGAGGUAUGGUUAUCUGCGUUACGGAAUGCGAAAAAGAACGUUUUCAUUCAGUCUCCAACACUUAAUGCUUCGCCACUCAUUCCCGCUAUUAUCGAAGCAUGUGAAAGGGGUGUCGAUGUAUAUGCCUACGUAUGCCUAGGUUACAACGAUACUGGCGAACUCCUCCCCAAACAAGGCGGCACAAACGAAAUGGUCAUUCACAACCUCACCACCACUCUCUCCCCCACAGGAAAACCCCAUCUCCACCCCUUCUUCUACAUCGCCAAAGACCAAACCCUACCCAUCCUUGCAGCGAAGAAACGCCGCUCUUGCCACGUCAAGCUCAUGAUCGUCGACGAACAUAUCGGCAUUCAAGGCAACGGAAACCAAGACACCCAAUCGUGGUUUCACAGUCAGGAGAUUAAUGUCAUGAUUGACAGUGAGGUGGUGUGCGCGGCGUGGAUUGAUGGGUUGAGAAGGAAUCAGAAUACGCAUCUUUAUGGCGCGGUGGGCGAGGAUGGUAUAUGGAGGGAUGAGAAAGGGAAGGAGGCCGAGGGCGUUAUUGGGAUUGAUCCCGGACGGUUUCCGUGGGCGAAGGGUGUUAUGGGGGCGGUGAGGAGGGUUAGGGGGGUGGGCGAUUUUUGA
Glarea lozoyensis ATCC 20868 is the source of this 2484-nucleotide messenger RNA. RefSeq names its product Phospholipase D/nuclease. NCBI's taxonomy places the organism in Eukaryota, Fungi, Ascomycota, Leotiomycetes, Helotiales, Helotiaceae. Gene Ontology annotation, molecular function: catalytic activity. The transcript is spliced from 5 exons. The coding region runs from base 1 to 2484 and encodes 827 amino acids. The record is from RefSeq and is a predicted model, not a curated record.